AGUGGAGGCAGAAAAUCUAUGUAUGUAUAAAUAUAUAUGCAAAUAAAUCUGUACAAAAUCUGAUCCAGCGAUGCAAUAAUUACUUUGCUUGAAACAAAUUUAAAAAAAGGCAGUGUGGGGAGGUAUCUUUGAUUCCCUUGUCACCAUCUCUCUUCUGAACAACCCUUUUUUUCUCUGCAAGUGAAAGAAAAAAGCUUGGGGAUUGGCAAAGCUAAACUAUAUAUCUCGUAUAUAUACACGGGUAUAAACAUAUAUUAGGCUUAAGAACUAUGGGUAGCAAUUAUUAUGGAGAAGCAAACAUGGGAAAUGAAAGAGGAGGAGGGUCUUCAAGGAAAAGUAAGAAGGAUAAGGCAAAGCAACCCCAAAGAGGGCUUGGUGUUGCUCAAUUGGAGAAGAUAAGGUUAAAUGAACAAAUGGGUUAUCAUCCUUCAUUUCAUGGUCCUUACUCUUCAAAUUUCAACCAGGAAGAUAUGAGAAUGCAGCAUCCAACUGGUUAUUCAUCUAUGGUAGCAUCAUCUUCUUCAUUUUCGUAUUCAUCAUCUUCAUCAACUUCUUCAGCUUCUUAUGGUUUCCACCCUAGCAUAAUGAUGGGGCUUAGUGAAUAUGAUCAAAGAGCAAACAUCAGUUAUGGUGAUUCCCAACCUAGUACUGCAGCAAGUUGGAACCCUGGCAGUGGCAUCUUAGAUGCACAACCAAACAUGACCAGACAGCUUUUAAACCUACAUGUUGAGGAUUUACAUCCCAAAAAGAGCAAAUCAUUGGGGUCUAGUAGUCAAAAUUCUGAAUCAAGUGAAACACAAGAGUUAGAUUUGGAGCUGAGAUUAUCACUGUAAUCAGUAAUGUUUUUCUACCACUUAAAAAUGUUUUAUGCUUAUAUUUCCUACCUUAGAAUUGCAAGUUUAUAAUAUGGUCUUGCAAUUUAUAGAUACAACUUGAGCAUAAGGAUGAACUUGUUUUGAAUCUUGUGUAAAAAGGAAGGUAGAAUAUUGAGUUGCUGCUGCAUGAGAUAUGUAGUGAUAAUUUGAUCUUUAUGUUCAUGAAUUUUCAAGGAAAUUAAUGAAAAUUUCAAUGAUUAAA
This is a messenger RNA of Gossypium raimondii (Peruvian cotton), 1077 nucleotides long. RefSeq names its product protein SPEAR3. The record is from RefSeq and is a predicted model, not a curated record. Lineage: Eukaryota; Viridiplantae; Streptophyta; Magnoliopsida; Malvales; Malvaceae. The transcript has 5 exons. Gene Ontology annotation, molecular function: DNA-binding transcription factor activity. The coding region runs from base 270 to 833 and encodes 187 amino acids.